CUCUCUCCCUCUCUCUCUCUUAUUUCCUUUUGCUUCUCGUUCUUUUUGUUCUCUGUUUCCCGGGAGCCAAAAACCCUUGCGGCUUUGGUUCGAAAACCCUAGCCAUGGCGAUCGUGGCCCUGCGGAGAGUGCCCAUUAGGACACUGAGAUCGAGCUCCGUCCUACAUCCGUUCUCUAACUCGAUCGGCCCCCCUCCUCCGCAGCUCGGCGAGCUCUCGGAAUCGACCCGCUGGAUUUCCCGGAAUGGGAUUUCAACCAUGUAUUCUGGGAUCCAAGGAAUUAGUCAUGGUAAUUUGUUACCUUUCACUCAGCGACAUCUUCUGCCGUUGUCGCCUAUGGUAGGAGCUUCCUUUUCUUCAACAGCGGCGAAAGAUACUGGACCUCCCACAGAGCUUGUGGUGGAGCUUUACCAAAAAAUGCUUAAAUCAUUAGAAGCAAGAACGAUGCCUCCAAAUGCUUGGUUGUGGUCGCUAAUCGCAAGUUGUUCAAAUAGGGAGGACAUUAAAUUACUCUUUGAGAUGCUUCAAAAGCUCCGAAUAUUUAGGCUAUCUAACCUUCGGAUUCAUGAUAAUUUUAACUGCCAUCUUUGUAUGAGAGUUUCUGAAGCUUGUGCCCGUGCAUCCGCCCUUGACUAUGGUUUAAAGGCCUUGUGGAAACACAAUGUUUACGGGUUAACUCCAACUAUUGGUUCUGCUCAUUAUUUAUUGUCAUAUGCCAAAGAGCACAAUGAUGCUAAGCUUAUGGUAAAGAUCAUGCAAAUAUUGCAAAGGAACUCAUUACCACUGCAACCUGGCACUGCAGACAUUGUCUUCAGCAUUUGCUACAAAACAAACAAAUGGGAUUUGAUAUCAAAAUAUGCAAAGAAAUUCAGCAAGGCAGGGGUAAAACUUCAUAGGGCUGCAUUUGAUAUCUGGAUGGAGUUUGCUGCAAAAGUUGGAGAUGCUCAGUCUAUAUGGAAAAUUGAUAAGCUAAGGUCGAAGUCUGUGAAACAGCAUACACUUGCAACUGGUUUUGCAUAUGCAAAGGGUUUUCUUCUUGAGCAUAAUCCUGAGGGUGCUGCUGCUGUCAUUCAACUUCUCUAUCAGACUCUUCCUGACCAAAAGAAGCCAAGUUUCACUGAUGAACUUCAGAAGCUUGUCAAUGAAUGGCCAUUGGAGGUGGUAAAAAGACAAAAGAAAGACGACAGAAAGGCACUAGAAGAUUCACUGAAGAGUGAUAUACCGGCAAUGAUCAAUUCUUUGUUGACUAGUGGGUUAGAUGUUCCAAUCAACCUGGAAGGUCAGAAAAGUUGAAAUAGCCUUAAUGUGCAGUUUUCCUGAAUUAUCUUCUACCAUCACUGCUGUCAAUUGGAGGCCGUUCUAUGUUUGAGGGAAAAGAAACAAAAGAUGGAAUUCUUCACCUCUUCCUUGUAUGAAGUUAACAUUGUCUAGGCUCUAGUUGUUAUAAUCAACCCAGAUUUUGGUUGUUGUAGCCCAUGAACUCAACUACUUUGCUAGCAAUUUUUGUCAGGCAAACAUCUACAAAUUACACUUGAAAAAUAAGUUUUUGGGAGGAAAAGAAUGGAGAUUAUUAAUUUUCUAAAGCCUGGAUUGCAGUGAUAUCUCA
Molecule: messenger RNA, 1605 nt
Organism: Dioscorea cayenensis subsp. rotundata (Guinea yam)
Lineage: Eukaryota; Viridiplantae; Streptophyta; Magnoliopsida; Dioscoreales; Dioscoreaceae
Exons: 11
Coding region: 105-1292 (395 amino acids)
Molecular function (GO): protein binding
Source: RefSeq, a predicted model, not a curated record